This is a messenger RNA of Closterium sp. Yama58-4, 769 nucleotides long. The record is from the annotation of a GenBank genome assembly. NCBI's taxonomy places the organism in Eukaryota, Viridiplantae, Streptophyta, Zygnematophyceae, Desmidiales, Closteriaceae.
AUGGCCCGAUACCCAUCGUCGACGCGCACCCUCUCCCUCGCCGCGCUUUUCUCCGCGUCACUAUCCCUCUCCUACGUUCUGUCGCAGAUCCGCAACACGACCAACACGGGCCCCAAUCCCGUCGAAUUUUCCGGGGGAAUAGUGGAAUUCGCCGCCGGAUACGACAAUGUCACCGACAUUUCAGGCGGUUCCAUUCUUCUGCCCGUCAACGACGGCUGGACUAACGCGCUCGCGGGCUACAAGACACUCAACCCAUCUGCGACAACCUCGUCGGACCCGGUUCUUGAGGCGCUCAGCACGGUGGUGUCCUCGUCGGGGUCCGUGUCGGCCCUCAACGCCAUGUCCGCCAACGCCAAGAACGCCUUGUCGCGCCUCGCCAAGUUCAUGGCGAUUAGCCAAUGUAUUCAACCCACCGACAUGCAAACUGGCAACUACAAGAACGGUCGGUUCAGCUUUAGCACGGCGCUGAAUCAGCCAAUUUAUCUCUACGCCAACGUCACUGGCUCCUUGCUUGCCGCGGACUUGGUUCAUGUCUUCACUGGGACCGACCGCGGUACUGUCGACUCCGCUUCUUACAUGAAGAGUGGACUCGUAGCGGGGAGUGACGCUGGGGGGCCGAAAGCAGUGGCGGACGUGGCAGCCGCGUUUAGAAUGAGCAGCUUUACUCAAGUGUUGAGCAACGUGACCGCGAUUGUUGUGACCGACCCCGUGUUCCCCGCCACCAUGAGCUCGCUUACCAGCUCCGACCCCGUGCAACCAUAUGGCAAAG